This is a messenger RNA of Phyllostomus hastatus (greater spear-nosed bat), 1934 nucleotides long. It is a transcript of the gene ADA2, whose product is annotated as adenosine deaminase 2. The transcript has 10 exons. Lineage: Eukaryota; Metazoa; Chordata; Mammalia; Chiroptera; Phyllostomidae. Gene Ontology annotation, molecular function: adenosine deaminase activity. Gene Ontology annotation, biological process: adenosine catabolic process; inosine biosynthetic process. The coding region runs from base 64 to 1644 and encodes 526 amino acids. The record is from RefSeq and is a predicted model, not a curated record.
CAGAAACAUUUCAGAGAGAGAGACAAGAAGUAGUAAAAUAAAAUAGCAAGAGUUUUUUUCCUUAUGCUCGACCUGGCCCUGGCCAGCACUCCACACCCGAUGUUCGGGGGGACCCCACCCGGGCGCGCCGCCCUCCGCUCCCUGCUUUUGCUGGGAGCCGCGGCCUUGCUCUGCUCCGCCGCGCCCAUAGACGAGACACGGAAGCAGCUGCUGCGCAGAGAGAGGGCGAUGCGGCUGGGGGGGCAGCUGGCGCUGACCCGGGAAGAGGAGCGGGCCAACCGCGUCCUCAUGGCGCGCAAAGAGGCUGAGACGCGCGGCCCGCAGUUCCCGCCCAGCAUGCACUUCUUCCGGGCCAAGCGCCUCAUCGAGGAGAGCGCCGUGUUCCGCGUCCUGCAGAAGAUGCCGAAAGGGGCCGCCCUGCACGUGCACGACUUCAGCAUCCUGCGCAUGGACUGGCUGGUGAGAAACGUCACCUACAGGCCCCACUGCCACUUCUGCGUCACCCGCCACGGGGCCCUCAAGUUCAGGUUCGCUCACCCAACGCCCCCGCCGCCCGCGGAGUGCUCGGGGUGGGUCCUGCUGGAGAAGUACCGGCAGGAGCUGCGGAACGUCACCGAGUUUGACGAGGGCCUCCUGAGGAAUUUCACGCUGGAGACUGAGAACCCCGAGGAGGCCUACCCAGACCGAGACGUCCUCUGGUCCAGGUUCCAAGCCAUCUUCUUCUCCAUCUCGGGCCUGGUCAGCUACGCGCCCGUGUUCCGGGACUACGUCUUCCUGGGCCUGCAGGAGUUCUGCCAGGACAACGUGCUCUACCUGGAGCUCAGGGCCGAGCUGCUGCCGGUGUACGAGCUGAACGGGACGACCCACGGCCCCGAGUGGACGGUGGAGACCUACAGAGACGUGGCUUCCCUGUUUAAGAGGGAGCAUCCCGGGUUUGUCGGAAUGAAAAUCAUCUAUUCAGAUCACAGGUUCAAGAACGUGUCCCUCAUCACGGAAUCCGUCCGGAUGGCCAUGCAACUUCAAACCAGAUUCCCCAGGAUGGUGGCAGGGUUUGACCUGGUGGGGCGGGAGGACACCGGCCACUCCUUGCACUACUACAGGAAGGCCCUGACGCUUCCCGCCGCGAGAGGCCGCACGCUGCCCUACUUCUUCCACGCCGGGGAGACAGACUGGCAGGGCACUUCGGUCGAUGGAAACCUCCUGGAAGCCCUCGUACUGAACUCCACCAGGAUUGGCCACGGGUUUGCUCUGACCAAACACCCGGCCGUCUGGACUGAGUUGUGGAGGAAGGACAUCCCGGUAGAAGUCUGUCCCAUCUCCAACCAGGUUCUGCAGCUGGUGUCCGACCUGAGAAACCACCCCGCCGCUGUCCUCAUGGCCACCGGGUUCCCCAUGGUGAUCAGCUCGGACGACCCCGCCAUGUUCGGGGCCUCGGGCCUGUCCUACGAUUUCUACGAGGCCUUCAUGGGCAUCGGCGGGGGGAAGGCCGACCUGAGGACCCUCAAACAGCUGGCCCUGAACUCCAUCAAGUACAGCGCCCUGCAGGACGCGGAGAAAAAGGCCGCCCUGGAAACCUGGGCGGAGAGAUGGGACGCCUUUGUAGCCGAGCUGGCCGGAGGCUGGAGCGAGGAGACAGCCGCGUAGGCCCCUGUUCCCAGCUGUCCGCCACGGGCCGUCUCCCUGCCGCUCCGUUGUUCCUGAGUCCACUCCGGGCCGUCCCCACGCCCGUUUCUUCGUGCAGAUCAGCAGAAGCCUUCCAUCUGUUUAACAUCUCAGAAAUACUCCAUCAGCCCUGGCGGGGGUGGCGCAUGGGUUGAGUGCUGGCCUGGAAACUAAAGGGUCACCAGUUCGAUUCCCAGUCAGGGCACAGGCCUGGGUUGCGGGCCAGGUCCCCAGCAGGAGGCGCACAAGAAGCAACCACACACGGAUGUUUC